Magnusiomyces paraingens is the source of this 519-nucleotide messenger RNA. RefSeq lists its product as uncharacterized. Gene Ontology annotation, cellular component: peroxisome; mitochondrion; cytoplasm. The record is from RefSeq and is a predicted model, not a curated record. Gene Ontology annotation, biological process: hydrogen peroxide catabolic process; response to hydrogen peroxide. The coding region runs from base 1 to 519 and encodes 172 amino acids. Gene Ontology annotation, molecular function: catalase activity; heme binding. The transcript has a single exon. Lineage: Eukaryota; Fungi; Ascomycota; Dipodascomycetes; Dipodascales; Dipodascaceae.
AUGGUUCCAGGAGUUGCUCCUAGUGCAGACCCUGUUCUUCAGAGUAGACUGUUUUCUUAUCCUGAUGCUCAAAGAUAUCGUCUUGGAGUCAAUUUCCGACAGAUUCCUGUCAAUUGUCCUCUUCAUGAGUUCAAUCCGCUUUUGCGCGAUGGAGCAAUGCGAGUUGACGGUAACCUUGGUGAUUAUCCUACUUAUCUACCAUCUUCUGCUCCUAUCCACUACAAAGUAGUCCCUGGUAUGGAACAUCAUGAACGUUGGGUUGGUACAGUUACAAGAUUUCAUUGGGAAGCUUCAAUUGAGCAAGGCGAUUUUGUUCAAAUUCAAUCUCUUUGGAAUGUAUUUGGAAAGACAAACCAACAGAAGUCAUUUGUGGGAAAUGUUUCGGGUCACUUGAAAAAUGCCGAUCCAGCAAUUCAAGAUCGUGUUUUUGAUUUAUUUUCAAAAGUUGCACCGGAAUUGGGUAAAUGGAUUCGUGAAGAAACUCUCAAACUGUCGCCAAGAGAACCCAGAAAACUAUAA